Messenger RNA from Abrus precatorius (Indian licorice), 1203 nucleotides. Its product is annotated as polygalacturonase-like. NCBI's taxonomy places the organism in Eukaryota, Viridiplantae, Streptophyta, Magnoliopsida, Fabales, Fabaceae. The record is from RefSeq and is a predicted model, not a curated record. Bases 1 to 1203 code for a protein of 400 amino acids. Gene Ontology annotation, molecular function: polygalacturonase activity. The transcript has 4 exons. Gene Ontology annotation, biological process: carbohydrate metabolic process.
AUGGCACAACUAAGGCUAACUAACAACUAUUUUGCACUUUUUGUUGUGCAUGCUUUUGUAUUCUUUCUCUUUACACAUAGAUCAACCGCGGUUGUAGGAGUAACUUUCAAUGUUGUCAAUUUUGGGGCGAAACCCGAUGGAGAAACUGACUCCACAAAUGCAUUCCUCACAGCAUGGGGUAGAGCAUGUAGCUCAACAACACCAUGUACCAUUUAUGUGCCACUAGGAAGGUUCUCAGUUGGUAAUGUAGUGUUUAAGGGGCCAUGCAAGAAUCAAGGCAUCACAAUACGCAUUGAUGGAGCACUAGUUGCACCUUCCAAUUAUGAUGUUAUUGGAAAUGAUGGAAAUUGGUUGCUUUUUGAUGAUGUUAAUGGAGUUUCAGUCAUUGGUGGUGUUCUUGAUGGCCAAGGCACAAGUCUUUGGGCUUGUAAGAGAUCUGGCAAGACUUGCCCAAUUGGUGCUACGAACUUGGGAUUUACCAAUUCCAACAACAUUGUUAUCAACGGGGUGACCUCUUUCAAUAGCCAAAUAUUCCACAUAGUUAUAGACCGUUGCCAUAAUGUCAAAGUACAAAGUGUUAAGGUAUCAGCUGCUGGAAACAGUCCUAACACUGAUGGAAUUCAUAUUCAACUCUCAUCAAGUGUCACCAUCCUUAGCUCCAACAUAGCAACCGGGGAUGAUUGCAUCUCAAUUGGUCCUGGAACAACUAAUUUGUGGAUAGAAAACAUUGCUUGUGGACCAGGUCAUGGAAUCAGUGUUGGAAGUUUAGGGAAGGAAAUUCAAGAACCUGGUGUGCAAAAUGUGACUGUUAAAACAGUCACGUUUACAGGAACUGAAAAUGGUGUACGAAUUAAGUCUUGGGGGAGACCUAGUAAUGGGUUCGCAAGGGACAUCCUUUUCCAACAUGUUACCAUGAUUAAUGUCCAAAAUCCCAUUGUGAUUGACCAAAAUUACUGCCCCAACGAGAAGGAUUGUCCUGGUCAGGUUUCUGGGGUUGAAAUUAACAAUGUUACAUACCAAGAUAUUCAUGGAAGCUCAGCUACAGAAGUUGCAGUAAAAUUGAAUUGUAGUCCAAAGUAUCCAUGCUCUGGAAUAAGUUUGGAAGAUGUGAUGCUUACAUAUGAAAACAAACAAACCCAAGCUUCAUGCAAUCACGCUGGAGGAAUCACUUCUGGUCUAGUUCAACCCAGCAAUUGCUUCUAA